Dreissena polymorpha is the source of this 2332-nucleotide messenger RNA. RefSeq names its product prion-like-(Q/N-rich) domain-bearing protein 25. Gene Ontology annotation, molecular function: RNA binding. Gene Ontology annotation, cellular component: sno(s)RNA-containing ribonucleoprotein complex; U4/U6 x U5 tri-snRNP complex; U6 snRNP. The coding region runs from base 101 to 1843 and encodes 580 amino acids. Gene Ontology annotation, biological process: mRNA splicing, via spliceosome; maturation of SSU-rRNA. The record is from RefSeq and is a predicted model, not a curated record. The transcript is spliced from 15 exons. NCBI's taxonomy places the organism in Eukaryota, Metazoa, Mollusca, Bivalvia, Myida, Dreissenidae.
UAUUAAUUGACAGUAGUAAUUGUGUAAUCGUACAUACUCCGGGGUUAAGUCGUGAGAGGACCUAAAAAACUUCGACGUUCACUGUACGUGGACAGCGAGUAUGCAACUUUGUUGGUUUAGUGUAACCAUAAAAUCGUCUUCCGUUUAUAACACGAUGAGCCGGAAACAGACACCAAGUGAGUUCCUGAAGAAGAUUAUUGGAAGGCCAGUGGUUGUGAAGUUAAACUCUGGAGUCGAUUACAGAGGUGUGCUGGCAUGUCUAGAUGGCUACAUGAACAUUGCUUUGGAGCAGACGGAGGAGUAUGUGAAUGGACAGCUCAAGAACAAAUAUGGGGACGCCUUUAUCAGAGGAAAUAAUGCUGGCGAUACCGGAGAUGUGUGCGCCAUCGGAGAUGUGUGCGGUGAUGCAGGCGAAGGAGUAGAAUGCUUGCCUGCCUUGAAUCCACCAACAGCAGUUGUCGAAUGUAGAUGCCCAGGAACCGUUGGUCAGCAAUGCGCAAACGACAUCAAUUGCAAGCUAACUGAUGCAAACACGGUCUGCAUUGAUGUGGAUCCGAGUGCGACAAUUGAGAAUAGAUGCGCGUGCGUUGGUACAUCGAGUGUUAUAGCUUUUUGUCAGACAGAUGGAAAACCUGGCGGCAGGUGUGACGGUGCAGGUCCCAACUUUACAUGCUCUGGUGACAAAAACGCUGUCUGUGAUACUAACUCAGGGCUGUGUAUAUGUCGCAAUGGAACUGACCUUGUCAACGGCGUGUGCAUCAUACGCGGAAGUCUUGGAGGCCUUUGUGAUAUUGGCAGCACGUGUCCGUUGGACAAAAACGCGAUGUGUGACUUACAGACCAACAUGUGCAUAUGUCCUGUCGGUGCAUCAGCCUUCAACGGAGUGUGCGUCUUGAAUGGUUUCCCGUUAGGACUGUGCUCACUACAAAUUCCAUGUCUGGAUAAGUUCUCAUCCUGCACGGGCGGGAUGUGCAUGUGCAACAACGGCUCAACACUCAUCUCCGGAUCAUGCAUUCCCAACGGCAACCUUGGGGGUAUCUGCAACGGAUCAGCCUGCGGUGGAGAUCCAAACGCUAUCUGUCAGGCCAAUAUGUGCAUGUGUCAGUCGGGCUUCACGAACAUCCAGUCACGUUGCGUUGCAAAUGGUGCGGCGCACGGAGCGUGUGUGAGCGGCCUGUGCCCAUCGGACGUGUAUGCCACGUGUGUUGCCAACAUUUGCACUUGUGUGUCUGGAACCACCCUGGUUGGAUUCAUGUGCGUGCCAAAUGGUGCAUUCGGAGGUGUGUGUGACGGCGCCGGAAACUCCUCGUGUUCGCAGGACAAGAACGCGGUCUGUUCGGGAAACUUCUGUGUUUGCAAGCCAGGCUUCACGGGCAUCGAGGGAAGCUGCACACAAACUGGUGCAUGGAGCGGUCUAUGUGACCCAAGCAGCCUGUGCCCAUUUGACAGAAACGCGGUGUGCGACACCAUUAACAGAAUCUGUGUGUGCAAGAAUGGAACCUCUGCCAUCAAUGGAAUGUGUGUCCUCGAUGGAAAACUCCGGGGCCCUUGUGUUGGAGAUAGGUGUCCCCUUGACAGCCAUGCGGUCUGCGUGAACAACGUUUGCGUGUGCCAGAACGGAUAUUCACCGAUCAACGGCGUGUGUGUUGCAGACGGCUCAGUUGGCGGCUUAUGUAACGGAGUCACAUGCAAGGACCCGUUUGCUAGCUGCGUUAAUGGCCGCUGCUCCUGCAACACUGGCUUCACUGCGUUCAAUGGCUUCUGCCGCAGAGGACGACCGGGGGCCCCUCGUCCGGUUCCGGGGAUCCCCCGCAGGAUUCCGCCUAUCCACCACCACCAUUAGAAUGCAUACUACGACCGACCUGCUAACCUGGACAAAUGAUACAAACGAAUCCGAGGAAAUAAAAAUUUUCUAAUCAAUCACUUACAUAAAUAACAUCUUAAUCACUAUAUACAAUUUAAUAAAAUAACACAUACUUCACUAUAAAAGGAGUAGCAAUUUCGUUUUGUUCAUUACCUUAAAAGUUUUACCAUGUGGUCUCAAUUCAAUUAGAGUAUAAUAGCAAUUUCAUACAUUUCAUACAUAAAUUAUUUCUCCUUAUUAAAAAAAACAAUGUUCGCUCGCAACACACAAUUUAAAUGACAUAGUUAUAUCAUGUAGGCCAUAAUGAUUGAAGCUGCUUUAGUGGAAAACGACUCGUUUUAUAUUGCCCCGAUGAAGCAAAAACAUGCAUCGGCUGGCAACCAAUGAAGGCAUCAGACUUAAAGUAUUUACUUAUAUACUCUAUUGCUGAAUUGUAUCAUAAACUUUCAAUAAACCUUAUUCUGCAUC